CUAGACUCCAUUUUACAAGUAAACUGAAAAUCACAUAAAAAUAUAAGUCGGGGCAUGGCCUGACCACUGAUGGAGUGAGACGCACGGUCCCCGUGCUCCUAGGCCUCACCCUGUAAAGCCCGUGUUAACUAGCAUCCAGAAUCUCUCAAAUACCGCAAAUAUGGGGAAAACUAAACGAGCACUAAGUUCUGGGCAGCCCGGAGGGGCUUUGUUGCGGUCUCAAUACGGGCCGAUGGACGAUUUCCUCACUGGGCCGCAGGGCCUGCAGAACGCCACGGACACGUCGAUUCCCGCCUCUCCAGGCUCCAGCAUUGCCGGCUCGUCCAGCGGCACCAUAGAGCCGGCGGCCCUUUCACAAAUCUCGCUGGAUAUCGCCGCGAUCUCCUCCAGCAUGCUGACCAGGCGAGACAAGUCUGAAAUGGUAGCAGAGCUGCGGGCAGUUAUUAGGGAGGAGAUUGCUGCGGUUCGUGCGGAUCUUACCACCCUGGAGCACCACGUGGACGCCCUGGAUGCAGAACGCCUACAGAAUUCCCACCGGCAGCAAGCAGUGGACCUGGCAACCACCAGGCAGGGGAACCUACUCCUGGACCUCCACCGUCAGGUCAAAGACCUUGACAAUAGAGGACAGCGUAAAAACAUCAGGGUCCGGGGGUUGCCGGAGACAGAAGGGGAGAUGCCGCACGAGAUACUUACCGGCCUGUUCACACACCUGCUGGGAGAGGCGGCGCCAGAAGACUUCGGCAUCGAACGAGCACACAGGGCACUGCAGGCGCCCAGGCGUGAUGGCCUUCCGAGGGACACGAUUUGCGCUCUGUCGUCGUUCCCGCUCAAAGAGGAGCUGAUGAGGGCAGCGCGCUCUCGACCCGACCUCCGCUAUAUGGACGCUCCGGUGUCCCUGUAUCAGGAUCUGUCGCAGACCACCUUAGAUGCCCGGCGGGCCCUGAGGCCGCUCACCCGCCUGCUCCAGGAGAGAAGAAUCCCGUAUAAGUGGGGCUUCCCCUUCAGUCUUCAGGCCCGGGUGGACAACCUGUGGCAUGUACUCAGAUGGCCUACUGAUGUUCCCCGGUUUCUCCGGAGCGCCGGCUUCCCCCAUGUCCGGCAGCGGGUUCCCGGGGGGUGCCGGGUCCGUCAGGACUCCCAUCGGACCUCUGGCUCCAUUAUGGCGGGUUCAAUGGUGGCCCAGUCGUGA
Messenger RNA from Pelobates cultripes (western spadefoot toad), 1189 nucleotides. The record is from the annotation of a GenBank genome assembly. NCBI's taxonomy places the organism in Eukaryota, Metazoa, Chordata, Amphibia, Anura, Pelobatidae.